AAUGGUCGAAUCAUUUCUCCGACAACUUCUUCUUCCCAAUUACAACAUGUUUCUGUAUUGAGAUAGAUACUUUUCAUCAUUGAGACCGAAGCUCAGAGUGGUAUUGAACAGUCAACAUCUCCGUCAUGACUCAAUUUCUAACGCAAUCGAAAGCUAUCAAUAUAAACAUGGCAGAGCCUUCAACGAAAAAGAAUAUGACAGACUGGACUCAGCUCCCUGAAGAGUUACUUCAAAUGAUCAUCGAGAAACUGAACAACUGUUUCGAUGUUGUUAAUGCUCGCUCUGUUUGCAGCUCGUGGAGAUCUUUAUUUCCUUUUCCUUCUUGCUUACUAAUCCAAAGUUACUCUCUUCCGACUUAUCCUAUUGAAAAGCAAGGCUUGUGCUCCCUCGAGAAGAUCCCUUUGAUUCUCUUUAGAGUCCCAACCGCUGUUGAGUCGGUUUCUGAGUAUUUCGUGGGAGGAAUAUGCCGAGAUGAGUCUGGGGAUUACAUGGAGUUUCCAUCUCCUCUUCAGUGCACACUGAGAGUGAAGCUAGCAAGAUCUGAUUCAGCAUUGCAGCUAGCAGGAGCUGGUUUAAUGUGGAAGAAGAUAUUAGACUGUGAGUCAACAUGGAUGAACACGCGUGGUUGCCAGAUCAUUAACAUGGGCCAUCAGUACCAAAUAGUUUGUUGGAGUCCUGAAGGGUUGAGAAAAUCUGAGAGAGAUGUGGCGUAUCUUGAGCUAAGCAAGAAGGGAGUAAGUGAGUUCCUCGUGCUUCGCAGCUACUCUAACACUUUGGUUGUGUUCAAAAGUGGUGAAAGGAAGUGGAAGCGAGUUGAGAACGUCCCAGGCUAUUCAUCCACGGGAGUAGUUUCUUUUAGAGGCAAAUUUUAUGCAGCCUUUGUUGGACGGGACGUCUUUGUCAUCAAUCCUCGUUCACUGAAAGCGACCCGCCUAAGGAGGUCCUUGAAGCAUAGGGACGCAAAAAACUAUCUUGUCCCUAUUGGUGAUGAUGAACUUUUCCUAGUUGAGGAAAACGUGACUCCUAUUGAUGGAACAACUUUUGGAGUUUUUAGGCUAGAUGUAAAAGCUCGUAAAUGGGUCGAGGUUAGUGAUUUUGGAGACAGAGUGUUUUUUGUUGGAUGUUUGGUAAAUGUUGCUUGCUCGGUCAAGGAGCUUCCUGAUGGUUGUGGUGUGAGUGGGAACUCGAUUUUGUUCACUCAGUUAGGUCUUCAUAUCUCGUUCUAUGUAUACAGCAGUGGUUGUUGGAGAUCCUCAAGUGAGAGUCGUGUGGAGAUCAUCGUAUCUGGAUCUCCGGCGUUGGCUUUCAGUGUUCGUGUUAAGUAGCCAUAUGUCUUUACUUUUGGAUACUUGAGAUAUCUAUUGCUUUUGUUUUUGUAAGAGCCAAAACAAACUUAUCUUAUGACAUUAAGUGUAGAUUUUGUGCCUCUGAUGUCAUUUUGUCUGUUCUAAAAUAUCAACAGAACUUUGAUGAUGCAUGCAUUCAUGUAAGUGUAGUUUUAUUAGGCAUGUCUCACUGAAAUUCCGCUUUAUGGAGAAAUUUAUGAUUUU
Messenger RNA from Eutrema salsugineum, 1550 nucleotides. Its product is annotated as F-box/kelch-repeat protein At1g64840. The record is from RefSeq and is a predicted model, not a curated record. Gene Ontology annotation, molecular function: protein binding. The coding region runs from base 126 to 1325 and encodes 399 amino acids. The transcript is spliced from 2 exons. NCBI's taxonomy places the organism in Eukaryota, Viridiplantae, Streptophyta, Magnoliopsida, Brassicales, Brassicaceae.